AUGAGUGGUGAAACGCACAGCUUCCAGAUCCAGUCUCUAGACCUGGCAAACUUUCAACCAUGUCUGCAGGAGGGAGAAGAUGCAGAAGAAGCACGAAACAAAACGACAGUGGCGGCUCUCUACAAAGCCUUGACCUCCAACGACGUUGAUGUCGUCCACCUCCUCCUCGCACCCUAUCUCGAGUGGUGGUUCCACGGCCCACCAACCCACCAGCAUUUGAACCGCCUGCUCACCGGCGCGCCACCAUACGACUCGUCAUUCAAGUUCGUCCCACUCUCCAUUGUCGCGUUCGGGUCAAUGGUGCUGGUCGAAGGAUUCGAUGAUUGUCGUUCGGUGUCGUGGGUGCAUGCAUGGACCGUGAUGGACGGGAUAAUUACCCAGGUCAGGGAAUACUACAACACGUCCGUCACGGUCACCCGGUUAUCGUCACCCGAAAUUAGGUCACAGUCAGGCAAUUGCCAGAGUGUGUGGCAAAGUAAGUUAGCGGAUAAUGAGUCCGUCCCUGGCCUCGUUUUGGCACUAUAACAAAAAAAAUGCUACAAUUAUGAUCUUAUAAGCUCUUUAAUAUUUGAUUAAGAAAGAGUUUAAAAAGCACAAGAACAAUAAGUAAUUAGCAUGCAACAACGUUGGCUUAAUUAUCUGAUGAAUUAUGCGUGUUUUGUGGGUCUUGUCUGUCUAGUUCUUGGUUAUUAUAUGUGCUUGGGAACAUUUGGGAGCGCAUAUAUAUAUAUACGUGUGCGUGUGAUAUAUGUGGAACUUAAAUUAUGUUUGUAAAAUAAGUG
Messenger RNA from Prunus avium (sweet cherry), 782 nucleotides. NCBI's taxonomy places the organism in Eukaryota, Viridiplantae, Streptophyta, Magnoliopsida, Rosales, Rosaceae. The record is from RefSeq and is a predicted model, not a curated record.